Molecule: messenger RNA, 591 nt
Organism: Lachancea nothofagi CBS 11611
Lineage: Eukaryota; Fungi; Ascomycota; Saccharomycetes; Saccharomycetales; Saccharomycetaceae
Source: the annotation of a GenBank genome assembly
AUGAGCUCUUUGAAACAACUACAGCAGAAAUCUAUUCGCAAAAAGCAGGUCUACAAGCCCAUUCUGGAUAAUCCUUACACAGAUGAAUCCCAUAAUUGGCCGUACGUGGAAGAGCAACAACUCGUAGCAGAGUUGGUGAAAACACACGUGAUCGAAGUCUUCAAACAUGCUCCUGAGGCCCUGGAAUUAUAUUUUGGAUUCAACUCCGUUGUAGAGUUUUUGCAAGGAGCAUCUUACGACACAACAGCAUUUUUGUUUGUUUGCAAUGCCGAUGCGGUGCCCAGAGUCCUUCUAGCUCAGAUACCAAUUCUAGCUCGCGUCUCGCAGUGCGACGUGGUACUGGUGCCGCUACCGCGCGGGUUCAUAUCGCAGUUUGACGCCUGUACUUCCCAGGAGCACAAUGGGAUGCUAUUAGCAGUUCAAAACGCCGACUUUGACAUGCAAUUUGCUUCGCAAAUACAUCGCCGAGUUGGGCACGUGACACAACAACCUUGGCUAAAGUUUACCGAAUCUCGUAUUGGUGUCCUGGCAUCUGAGAUGACCAUAAAUCGAAAGCCCGCGAAGGGAGACUUGCCAUCAAGCGGGUGCUAA